Messenger RNA from Oncorhynchus keta (chum salmon), 3143 nucleotides. RefSeq names its product protein phosphatase 2, regulatory subunit B'', beta (gene ppp2r3b). Gene Ontology annotation, cellular component: protein phosphatase type 2A complex. Lineage: Eukaryota; Metazoa; Chordata; Actinopteri; Salmoniformes; Salmonidae. Gene Ontology annotation, biological process: protein dephosphorylation. The record is from RefSeq and is a predicted model, not a curated record. The transcript is spliced from 15 exons. Gene Ontology annotation, molecular function: calcium ion binding; protein phosphatase regulator activity. The coding region runs from base 190 to 1830 and encodes 546 amino acids.
UCAGGACUGAUAGGGUUAAUUAAGUCACGUUCUUGUUGUCAGAAAGUUCCCGCGUUGUUUGCUCUUCCUGGUUACCGAGAUAGGGAACGAGAUCUGGAAUUCAAAGUAAACCCCGGUGAAAUGAACGCUUGUCUACAAUUUGUAUCCUGACUAUAAUAACAUACAGGUGCUGUGGUGUCAAAGUAGUAGAUGGAGGUUAACAACAUGCCAUCGCCACAAGUCCUGCAACCGGUGCUUAAAAUGAAAGUGGAUGAGCUCUUCCUCAACUGGUUGAGUGAGCCAACGACCCAGAUGACACUCAAAGACUACCUCGGCCUGAUCAAGAGUGGACAGAGCAUUGAUCUGGGGCUUGGGGACACUAAGGACAAAAGGUCAAUGACCUUCAAUGAGAACAACAAUGUGGCGUCCAAGAGAAGUCUGACGGAGAGGUCUUCUGCACCCCUCGGUGCGCCUUCCAGCCCCCCCUCUACACACACACUACCCUCUGGGAGCAGUGGUAAUGCCAGAGUUGUGGGACCCAAUGGGAGGGCGCUACGGAGGUCUGUCAGCACUAAAAAGGCCCAGGUGAAGAGCGAGGCGCCUGUUCCCACGGCGCUGAGUGAAAGCAUUCCAAAGUUCUACUUUCCGCGGGGGCGGCCCAAAGCCAACCUCAACAUCGACGGCCUCAUUGCUAAGAUCGAGAAAAUAUUUUCCCAAUUCCCCAAUGAAAGGGCCACCAUUGAGGACAUGGGGAAGGUUGCCAAGGCGUGCGAGUGUCCGCUCUACUGGAAAGCCCCAUUGUUCAAUUCGGCUGGAGGCGAUAGGACGGGCUUCGUGUCCGUUCACAAGUUUGUGGCCAUGUGGAGAAAAAUGCUGCAGACCUGUCAUGACGACGUGUCUAAGUUUGUACACCUCUUGGCCAAACCUGGCUGUAAUUACCUGGAACAAGAGGACUUUAUUCCAUUCCUGCAGGAUGUGGUGAACUCUCACGCAGGCCUGGCCUUCCUGAAGGAGGCGUCCGACUUCCACUCACGCUACAUCACCACAGUUGCCCAGAGGAUAUUCUACAAUGUGAACAGGUCAUGGUCUGGCAGGAUCAGCUGUUCAGAGCUCAGGAAAAGCAGCUUUCUCCAGAACGUGGCCCUGCUAGAGCAGGAGGAGGACGUGAACCAGCUAACAGAGUUCUUCUCCUACGAACAUUUCUACGUCAUCUACUGCAAGUUCUGGGAGCUGGACACAGACCAUGACCUAUACAUAGACCAGAGAGACCUGGCCCGACACAACGACCAAGCUAUCUCCCACAAGAUGAUUGAAAGAAUCUUUUCUGGGACAGUUACCAGGGAUAGACGUCUGCGUAAAGACGGCAGGCUGAGCUACGCUGACUUUGUCUGGUUCCUCAUCUCCGAAGAAGACAAGAAGACUGACACCAGUAUAGAGUACUGGUUCCGGUGUAUGGACCUGGAUGGGGACGGUGUGUUGUCUAUGUACGAGCUGGAGUAUUUCUAUGAGGAGCAGUGUGUGAAGUUGGAGACCAUGGCAAUUGAGCCCCUGCCCUUCGAGGACUGUCUCUGUCAGAUGCUCGACCUGGUCAAGCCGGAGGUCGAGGGAAAGAUCACCCUACGGGACCUGAAGCAGUGUAAGUUGUCUCACAUCUUCUAUGACACCUUCUUCAACAUCGAGAAAUACCUGGACCACGAGCAGAAAGACCCCUUCUCUGUUGUAAGGGAGGCUGAGACAGAGGGCCAAGAGAUCUCGGACUGGGAAAAAUAUGCAGCGGAGGAGUACGAUAUCCUGGUUGCCGAGGAGACUACUACUGAUCAGUACAACGACGGGAACACCACAGACUUCUAAAGACAAGCUGGGUAGGAUGAGGGAGAGGCUGCUUUGCCUGGCCAGGUAUGACAAUGCUCUGAGUCACAUCUCCAGUGAAUUGUGUCUGAGGACAGAGGAGAGACAUUUCUUUGAGAUCCCCAACCCUCACUGCAAUCUGGACUUGGAUGAGGACGACUUUGAAUAACUAGCACUGAGAGACCAACAAAACAGGGAGAAGAAGCGGCUACGGGAUACAGGACAUUGAGCAGUUGAUCGCCAAACCAGAACCACAAACGUUCACAUUAAACAAUGGUACAGAUACGAUCACACAGUAGUGAGUGACGGUCAAACGGCUAACUCUGAACCACAGACACUUGUCAAACUAGGGAUGAAAACAAGCGCUACCACCAAACUACAGGACAAACAUCACACGGUUACUUAGUGGAAGCUGGCAGCCACAGGAACAGGUAACGCCCACCAGACUCUAGUCAAGAGGGGGAAGUAGCAUCUUGAUCUGCCAAACGAUGCAGGUGCCGUUACCAGCUCUUACCUUUAAGUAGAGGACACUUCAGUCCAUGGCCUCAAACCGCCUCACGUUUUGCCUUUUCUUUCUUUACUCAGUUAAGUGACAAACACAUUGUUGCAACAGUGAUAAGAAAGGUGCUGCCGUCAUCUUAGCAGUGGUGUUAAACAUACCUUAAUUUGUUUAAAUGCUGGUUCCUACCGAGUCCUGGCUCAACACUUUUUGUUAUGUGGUGGCUCGCGAGGCAAUUCAGGAGGCCUUGAGUGGGUUGCAGCGUGAAACGUUUAGGUCAUUAGAUCCGAGAGACUUUUAGGUGUGUCGAUCACAGCAUGAAAGUUUGGUAACCAUUAGACAAGAGCCACUGCAGCACACUUAAGUUAAUAUCCCACCCACAUCAAUGACAAACAUUUUGUUUUGUUACUCAUUCUUAGGAAUUGGCUAAUUCAACAUUCCAGAGAUAUGAACCAUAUUGAGUCGUUUCUGGUCCGAUUGCAAAGCAAAAAGGUACAGUCUACCUGCUGGAAGGGGCAGGGUAGUAGAGUGCUUGAGCUCAGUCCAAAUGCCUGGCAAGGUACACACUGUCUAACUGUACAAUAUUGAGUUCAUCAGUAUAACAUUCUGUGUCAAUAUGCUUUUUUUGUGUGUGAGAUGGAGUUAUACAUUUGAAAUAAACUGUAAAUAUUUAUUUUGUGCUUGCUGUGUUGCAAAAUAGGGGGUCAGAUGUUUUAAAAAUCUGACAAAGUACUUUAAUGCAGGAAGUAAAAUGUAUGUUUUGUUCAAAUAAAGAAUUAAAAAGAUUGUGGCAUUUCUUCAUGGAAAGAAGCAAGAG